AUGAUUUCUGACACAAAGAUUGUAAGCGAUACGGACGGUGAGGAGACUGGCAGCGACGAUUCGGAAGAUGAGGAGGACAGCUCUCCAUCGGAUAUGGAAGAAGAUAACGCGAAUAAAAAUUCGAAGUCUUCUCGUCCUCCAACUGCUGCUGAUAGUGAAACCUCUGCUAUCAUUUCGUCCAGCAUAACACCUGCGUCCUCGAACGAUGCCUCUCCUCAGACAAAGGUCGAGUCGUCAUGGGAGUGCCCGGAUUGUUUCAUAACCAAUAAGAACGUAUCGGUUUGCGUAGCGUGCGGUCACAACAAAGACGGUGGAAACGCUCCCAAAGCUCUUGUCUCCAAUAUCUCUUCAUUCGCGAAAUCUGCACCUUCUACCACAUUUAGCUUUGGAUUAACGUCUGGAAAAUUGGCAAAUGGAAGUAGCAAACCUAGUGUUGCUACAGCGAUACCUUCCAGCACAAGUGAAUCUGCUUCAAAGGGUUCAGUUGGUGUGAGUGCUGCCACUGCUAAUGCUGGUCCUGCACCGGCUGUGCUCUCUGUUCCCGUUGCAUCUCAAGCUGAUUCAUCUACGGCUAUGGCCAAACCAAUUGAGAAGGAAAAGGCAGGCGAUUCGGAUAAAGAACGAAAAGCUUGGGAUUGUCCGGACUGCAUGGUUCAAAAUAAGGUUUGUAGUUAGUU
Molecule: messenger RNA, 677 nt
Organism: Cylicostephanus goldi
Lineage: Eukaryota; Metazoa; Nematoda; Chromadorea; Rhabditida; Strongylidae
Source: the annotation of a GenBank genome assembly